AUGGAAAAAUAUCAAGAUAUACUCAAUGAAUACUACAAUUUUAUUCCAAAGAUCGAUCAAAUAGUAUCAUCUAAUAUUGAAAAUGUCGAAGAGGAUCUCUUUUUUUCAUUUAGAUACUCAUUAUAUUAUCAUAACAUAGAAAAAUUCCGUUUUAUUGGCGAAGUUACAGGUCUAAUGUUCAAGAGAUGGAAUUUGGCUUGCUAUUGUUUUGAGGAAUACAUACAAAUGUUUCAUCCAAAAAGAGAAACUGUUCAAAAAGAUUUUGAGUUAAUCAAAAAAUUGGGAAAUGAAAUUCUCAACUACUAUCCGCACUACUUAAAAGAUAUUCAACGAAUUUCAGAUCUCAAAAAUUUUGUCAUGAGAAAACAGAAAUCUCAAACAUUGUGGGAAAAAGUAUUUGGAUAUAAGAUUCCAGAUGAGAUCCUUAAUGAUAAAAAAUUAACAGAAGAAUGUUAUCCUGCACCAGAUAAUAGAGUUAUUGAAGCUACUAAUUAUGUGUUAAUGCGAAUAGAUCAAGUGAAUCCGAGGCCAAGGGGAAUAAUAGUAUGUGAUAAUUCAAGAUCCAAAGAAAAAAAUCAAAACAAACAAAGCCUAAAGCCCGAGCCCAAAAUGAAUAAUGUUCAGAUCGAAACAUACAUUUAUCAUGACCACAAUCCAAUAAAAAGAUUAUAUCAACCAUUAAAUCCAGAUUAUGUUAAUUGA
Trichomonas vaginalis G3 is the source of this 702-nucleotide messenger RNA. RefSeq lists its product as uncharacterized. The coding region runs from base 1 to 702 and encodes 233 amino acids. Lineage: Eukaryota; Parabasalia; Trichomonadida; Trichomonadidae. The record is from RefSeq and is a predicted model, not a curated record. The transcript has a single exon.